Rhopilema esculentum is the source of this 1877-nucleotide messenger RNA. Its product is annotated as syntenin-1. The record is from RefSeq and is a predicted model, not a curated record. Gene Ontology annotation, molecular function: protein binding. NCBI's taxonomy places the organism in Eukaryota, Metazoa, Cnidaria, Scyphozoa, Rhizostomeae, Rhizostomatidae. Gene Ontology annotation, cellular component: plasma membrane; cytoplasm.
CAAGCCGAGGGUGAUUGGGCAGCAAAUUAGACCGAAGUUGGAGGAAGUUAGCUUGCAAAAGUUUGAAGAAGAAAAGUACCUGGACAAAUCGCACACGAAAUUCGCCAAGAUGUCGCUUUACCCAACACUCGAAGACAUGAAAGUCGACAAAAUGGCUCAGGCACAAGUUGCUCAGAGCCAAGCAGGACAGCAGCAAAUACCCCAGCAGGCAUUACCACCACAAGCCCAAGCCCAAGGAUAUCCUUCUUCUACAUCAAGUCUCUACCCAUCAUUGACGGAAUGGAUGGGCUUGCCAAUUGAUGAAGGAACUAUAAGCAAAGAAAUGCCUGAAUCUGGCCUGGCUGUCAUCCAGUACCAGCAUUCAGGACCUGUUACAUCAUAUUCAUCUGGCGGCAUGGUGGCUCCAGUGACUGGCAAUCAGAAUGCUGGCCUUAUGAGAGCUGAAGUGAAGCAAGGAAUUAGAGAGUUAAUUGCAUGCAAGGACCAAAGUGGAAAAGUUGGAUUACGUGUUCGCUCAGUAAACAAAGGCGUGUUUGUUUCAUUUGUGAUGGCUGGAUCUCCAGCAGCUUUGGCUGGCCUGAGGUUUGGGGACCAGAUAUUGCAAAUCAAUGGUGAAACACUUGCUGGCUAUGAACAUGAAAAAGUAAUGAAGAUUCUUAAGCAAGCAUCAGCACAAAGGAUUCACUUUGCUGUCAGAGACAGACCAUUUGAAAGAGCAAUCACCUUGCAAAAGGACAGUCAUGGCCAUGUUGGGUUUAUUUUCAAAGACGGGAGAAUAAGUUCGAUCGUGAAAGACUCUUCUGCAGCACGGAAUGGGCUUUUGACAGAACACAAUAUUCUUGAAGUCAAUGGUCAGAAUGUUGUUGGCUUAAAGGACAAAGAGAUCAGUAGAAUCCUUGCUGAAGCAGACAGAUCCAUAACAUUGACAAUUAUGCCAUCGUUUGUCUACUCUCACAUGGUGAAAUGCAUGGCGGAAGGUUUAGUCAAGAAGCACAUGGACCAUUCAGUUCCUGAUAUCUAAAAUGACUGCAAUUGGUGUAUUCCUGGCGUAGUUUAUGUAAUGAAAAUUUAAGUAACAUACGCAAUUACAUUGACUUUUUCGGUAGAAAACAGUAUUCAGCACAUGUUCACGUCGCAAAGCUGGUAAAAGGGAGAAUUUCACAUUUUUAUUCUGAGAGCAUUUUAUAAUUUAAAAUAAAUGCUGACAACAGUGACUAUUUCAGAAUGCCUGUUUUUUGCUUUAGUUUUUAGCUUGGCUUACUGUGGCCACAAUGUCCCAAACAGACUGACCUAUCCCUUGACCUGACCGGUCCUAUCCCUUGAUCCACACUAAUGUGUUUCAUUGAAAAACCUUCAGCUCUCCGCAAUGUCCAACCUUUGGAAUCCCUUAUUGACGAUUCGAUGAUGUUUCUCUAUUUUCUUGGCGUAAUAGGUUAACUUUGACAAGCCUACAUUGUAACGUUACUUGCCAAGAAUGGAAUAGGUCAAAUCCUUGUCCUGCUCUCUUGUCCGACUUGUUCUUGACGUACCAUCUCGCAAUGUCAAGCAUUUGUGUAUCGACAAGAGAUUUGUGUAACGACUAGAGGUUUGUUCUCUGGUUAGAUCGACAAAGCACACAUUUUAAGGUUUGAAGAAAGAAUAUUCCUUCUCUCUUUCGUCCAUUCUCCCAUCUAUGCCAACAGUAGCAAGCCCUCGCAUUUAUUUUUUGUUUAUUGGAAAUUCAGGCCAUAUGAUAUUUUUCAGCAAAUAGCUUUACCUUGUCUGAAUAUUUUUUGUUAUAAUCACAGGUUGAAGCAGAUCUAAUUAAAGAUGUAAUUUUAAGCUCUAUUAUUUAAUAUUAUUUUUGCAUCUAAUUUUAUUACAAGAAAGCGAUCGAA